Pseudogymnoascus destructans is the source of this 792-nucleotide messenger RNA. RefSeq names its product ABC transporter bea3 (gene BEA3). NCBI's taxonomy places the organism in Eukaryota, Fungi, Ascomycota, Leotiomycetes, Thelebolales, Thelebolaceae. Bases 1 to 792 code for a protein of 263 amino acids. The record is from RefSeq and is a predicted model, not a curated record. The transcript has a single exon. Gene Ontology annotation, molecular function: ATP binding; ATP hydrolysis activity; ATPase-coupled transmembrane transporter activity. Gene Ontology annotation, biological process: transmembrane transport.
AUGCCAGAACUGGCGACUCUGGGAAAUCCUUCGAGGCAGAGGGGUGGAGUCGAGAUCCAGUUCAAGGAUGUGCAAUACACAUACCCGACAAGAGACUUGCCGAUAUUCGAAAGUCUCAACCUGACCAUCAAGAAGGGCCAAUUUGCGGCACUGGUGGGGCCAUCAGGGUGUGGAAAGAGCACGAUUAUCUCGCUGCUAGAACAGUUUUAUCAAGUCCAAGGAGGAACCAUAUUGAUCGAUGGGCAGGACGUGACGGAGCUGAAUGUCAAGGAGUACCGCAAAAUAAUGUCCCUUGUUGCGCAGGAGGCAACUCUCUUCCAGGGGACCAUUAAAGAGAAUAUCCGUCUCGGGGUGGACGAUGCAACAGACGAAGAGGUUUUCAAAGCUUGCCGCGAGGCCGAGAUCCACGACUUCAUCGAGUCGCUUCCUGACGGGUACGGCACUGACAUUGGCAGUAAAGGAGUCGCGCUGUCUGGUGGACAGAAGCAGCGCAUCUCAAUCGCUCGCGCCCUUGUCCGUAAUCCCCAGGUCUUGUUGUUGGAUGAAGCGACGUCUAGUCUCGACAGCAAGUCCGAGAAGUUGAUCCAGGCUGCGUUUGAGAAGGCGGGUAAGGGUAGGACUAUGGUCGUCGUCGCGCAUCGUCUAGCGACGAUUCAGAAUGCGGACGUGAUCUUUGUGCUUGGGGGUGGUGCCGGUGGCGCAAGAGUACUUGAGAAGGGAAGUCAUGCGGAACUGUUGGGCAAGAAGGGUGUGUACUACCAGAUGUGUCAGAGCCAGGCCUUGGAUAGGUAG